AAAUUGUCUUAUUUUCUCGAAUCUAAGUAACUAACCAUAAAUGUUCAUCAUUGUCAUACACAACAUACGAUAAUAUAGAUAAAGGUUAAAUGUGAUGAGUGAAUCUUUUUUUUUCUUUCAACUUUCCAAUAGGAGCAGCAAGAACAGCUGCGCCAAGAGAACCGUGCAGUGAAAAGAGAGAUGGAAAUGUUAGGCGAAAAACAAAGUGAAGAGCGAAAGAAAUUCCGUGAGCAGAUGGACAGUGAACUGCGGGCUCAACGAGAGCAGAUGAACAACAUGAUGGAAGCAAAUAUGGAACAAGCAAAGCAGGAAAAAGAGCGAUUCAUGCAAGAAAAUGAAGAACUUAAAAACCAGUUCUUGGCCAUGCAAAAAACAAACGAAGAGAACAUGAAGAUGAUAAAAAAGCUGUCCGACUUAGUGUCUAAGCAAGAGGAAGAGAAACGGCGUCUAGAUGAACAGAUGGAGAAAGCGAAACAAGCUGAAAGUAAAAGGCAAGAAUUACUACAGAGGAUGGAGGCUCGGCACAGGGAAGAAAAGGAGAAGCUGCGUCGCGAAAUGGAGACGAAGAUAGAGGCUCAGCGCAAUGCUUUAACAGAAGAAUACCGAAAGGCCGCGGAGUCUAGAAUGGACAUGAUGCAUGGUAUGCAGGAGCAGCUAACGCACGUUGAAAAGCAGUUAGAGGAAGUUAAGAAACCAGGGUUUAUGAAAAGGGCUAUUACAAAAGUAAAAGAGUUUGGUGGUGCUGUUGUUGACAAAGUCAAAGAAAACUGCUCUGUAAUGUAACAAACCAAGACGAGUCCGGUGCCAUUUGAGAACAAUAAAAAAUUGCUUGUUAAGUUUUUGAUACUCAGAAGCCUGUAAAGGAUGCAAUUAAUUGUAAUGCAAUCUUUGCAUAACAUUGUUAAUAGUUUUCAUUUAGCUCUUGUGAACCGAGCAGGAGGUCUGUAUGAGAGAAUCUUG
Orbicella faveolata is the source of this 960-nucleotide messenger RNA. Its product is annotated as guanylate-binding protein 6-like. The record is from RefSeq and is a predicted model, not a curated record. Lineage: Eukaryota; Metazoa; Cnidaria; Anthozoa; Scleractinia; Merulinidae. Gene Ontology annotation, molecular function: GTP binding; GTPase activity.